This is a messenger RNA of Carya illinoinensis, 2361 nucleotides long. RefSeq names its product protein LATERAL ROOT PRIMORDIUM 1-like. Gene Ontology annotation, molecular function: DNA binding; DNA-binding transcription factor activity. The transcript is spliced from 2 exons. Gene Ontology annotation, biological process: positive regulation of DNA-templated transcription. The record is from RefSeq and is a predicted model, not a curated record. The coding region runs from base 194 to 1090 and encodes 298 amino acids. Gene Ontology annotation, cellular component: nucleus. NCBI's taxonomy places the organism in Eukaryota, Viridiplantae, Streptophyta, Magnoliopsida, Fagales, Juglandaceae.
ACUUCGGUUUCUCAACGAUAAAUACAUCAAGUGCACUCGCAUCUCAGAUCACAUUCUGAUUCCUAAUUGUAAACAAAUCUUCUUUCGCUUUAAAGUCCCCUCCUCUCCCCCUUCUUUGGUGUUUGAAAAUUUCGGAUCAAGUAUUUUCAGUCACAUUCACCAAUAAUAUUUGUCUAUCACAACCAAUUUGCAUAUGGCCAUGUUGGGGCUCGGAGACCUUGUUCUUAUUGCUCCAACCACUUCCAUGCACCAACAAAACCAAUACAUUUCCGCUGAUCACCAGUACUCUAAUCCUUCUUUACCUUCCUCAGCCGCCCUUGGUUUAGGCUUCGGUAUUUUCCCGCUUUUAACUACCACUCCCUGCAUCACAGCCCCAAACUCGAAUAACCCCAAUUAUUGGAGUCUAGAGAAAGGCCAAGAACUGAUCAGUUCCUCAAACAACUUCGUAAAUGGUUGUUCGGAUCUAAUGGUAACGAGUAUUGAGAGUGGUCUGAGGGUUUGCAGGGACUGUGGGAACAAGGCUAAGAAGGAUUGUAAUUAUAGGAGGUGUAGGACUUGCUGUAAGAGCCGUGGUUAUGAUUGUGCUACACAUGUGAGGAGCACGUGGGUACCAGCAGCUCGGCGGCGAGUUCGGGGGGUAUCAAUGGUGGGUUGUGACGAGGGUGAUGGUUCUUCUGGGUCAUCUUCUGGAGUUAAAAGGCCAAGAAUUGAGGUGUUACCUCCUAAUAUUACUGUAUCUCAUGCUUCAACAUCUCAUCCUACGACUCAAAGGAGUACUGGUAUUAGCUCUAGCCACCAAGAUGCAAGUUUUAAGCAUUCCUUACCACGCCAGGUCCACGCAAAGGCGGAAUUCAGGUGUCACAGAGUAGUCGCUGCAGUUGAUAAAGGUGAAGCGGAAUGUGUCUACCAGGCUACAGUGAGUAUAAGUGGCCAUCUGUUCAAAGGGUUUCUCUAUGAUCAAGGUGUUGAAGAUAAAAACUCCUUCCCAUGUAUUUCACAAAUGCAAUUGGAAAGUAGUAGUGGAGGAAGGAAUGGGAAGUCUUCUUCAAUUGUGUCUCCAUCAAAUGCGCAUCCAGGUUCUGCCAGCUGAAGAUUGCUCAGUAGUAAGGCCUCAGACACCCGUGACCCGAUAGCUGUAAAUUCCUCUAGCCAUUGAUGGCAGAUUAGAGUACGAGAAAUGUUUACUUGUCUAUGGUUUUCUAGUAUUUUCAUGGUCCUUCUAUGGUCGGGAAAGGUUCCAGAAACAGAUAAACAAAUGAAAAUUGUAGAUGGCUGUGGAUCACAAUGAUAGUCUUGUCAUUUUCUGUCAUUUCCAGCUUUCUCAGAGGAAAACAUGACCUAAUUAUCUACUCAAUGGAGCAUGAUUCUCGACAUGCAUCAUAUUAGGACUGGAUGUUGAUAUUUGCAUGUGAUAAUUGCAUUCAACGUGCUUAUACUUAUGUCGCUACUUUAGUCCUUCAUUGUUGAGACAAAAAUCAUGAGACUUUACAGAACAACUUAAUCUGUUUUUCAUAUGACAGGUGAUGGAUGAGAUCCGCGUGUGCAGGCUUUGGCUUUCUGGAUAAGUUGAAAACAUCAAAAGCGGGUAUUCUAAAUUGUCUUCUACAGAGUAUAUAUAUAACUACAUAUAGAUCAGCACACAGGAGACUCUCCGACUCAUACACAAGAAAACAGCAGGUUAUAUUAGGGUUUCAUGGUGACUGCCUGUAUAGUUUUCCAAUGGAAAAUUUGUCCUAAAUGCUUCAUUCAGUGUAAAAUUUUUCAUUUCUUGGCAGUGAGGCAAAUUAAAAGUUAUUACAGUUCUCAAAGUAAAUUUGAGUGAAAAGGAUGUUUCAAAGGAGAAGAUCCCUGGGAGGGUUUUGUUCUUCUUUCUUUUUGAGCAGGUAUAAUGAUGUAGAACAGUUUGUCAAUGGAUUCUUAUAAUAGAGGCUAGAAGUCAAGAGGAGGGAAUUAGAAUGAAGUACAAAUAUGAAGGAUUGCAAAAGUUGCACGAUCCACGCUCAAGUGUCCAGUAAUAAUUUUUCCAUCUUGAAUUAUGUCAAUAUGUAUUUUUGUAUUACCAUUGAGGUUUUGAAUACCGUUUCGGUUAAGAUACUAGAACGAAAUAUUUUGAUACGAAAAAUACUUUAGUCAUAAAAGGAUUACAUACAAGUAAACCCACAAACUGAUGUGGUUUCAUGUGGUACGUCAGAUUGUAAAGUUACAUUUAUUACAAAGCAGAUCUAAUAGAUUCUAUGAAGUCACAUCAAUUUGUGGGUUUAGCUUUAUGUGGUACGUGAAAUUGUAAAGUUACAUUUAUUACAAAACAGAUCUAAUGGAUUCUAUAAAGCCACAUUAAUUUGUGGGUUUAUUUUUGUGUAA